Messenger RNA from Paramecium pentaurelia, 885 nucleotides. The record is from the annotation of a GenBank genome assembly. NCBI's taxonomy places the organism in Eukaryota, Ciliophora, Oligohymenophorea, Peniculida, Parameciidae.
AUGAAAAUUAACUUUGAAUUGACUCCUAAUAAUUGUGUUACUUUUUAUGAGAGAUAAUAAAAACAAUUAAUAGACUAUUGUAUAUCAGAUGAUUAAACUAAUAUUUUUGCUAUAUAUCAUCCAAGAAAUAUUAUUGGAUGGAGAACAAAAGAUCUUUAUAAAUUUUACAAUAUAACAUCUACAUUAAAUGAAUUAUCUCUUAUAUGCAUAAAAAAUAACUAUAUUUGUGUUGCUAGUUUUAAAUCAUCUACUGUAAUAGUCAUGAAUAUUAAAUAAGAAAAAGAAAUAAUUAAUUUAAGGCAUAGAAAUUCCAAUAUGAAAUAUAUUACCUUUAGUAAAAAUUCUAAAUAUUUAUUUACUAUAAAUUCAGAAAAAAUAUUAACAAUUUGGAAUUUCAAUAGAGAAGAGUAAUUGAGUCAAAUAAAUUUAGAAUAAAAUUUCAAAUAUUUUGUAAUCAAUCAACUUUCAUUAAUAACAACUAUUAAAUUGUAUAAUAAAAAUUAAAGAAUUAGAAAAAGAUUAAAUUAAGAUUAAAUAAAAGAUUAAAAAAUUAAACAUUUAUAGAUUAGUUUAUGUGAUCAUUUGUGUUUAGAAAUAGUUAAAAACUUUUAGAUUAAUGUAAUUUCUUUGCAUACAUAGAAACUAAUUAGGAAAAAGUAAAAUCUGAUGGGACUAUCUUGUAUAAAUUUUAUAAACAAUAAUAAAUUUUUCUAUAUUAUAUUUGAAAAUGGUAAUAUACUUUUAUUUCAAACAUCUACUAUGAGAAUAUUAGGUAUUAUUACAAAUAUUUAUAAUUACACUAAUAUUAUAGUGUCUUGUUUUAAUAAUAAAAUAGCAAUUUUGGCAAAUAAUUUAUUUGGUUUGAAACUAUGGAUAGUACAAUGA